ACUGCGGACACAGUACAGGAGAUGACCAGAGACUGCAGACAUAGUACAGGAGAUGACCAGAGACUGUGGACACAGUACAGGAGAUGGCCAGAGACUGUGGACAUAGUACAGGAGAUGACCAGAGACUGCGGACAUACUACAGGAGAUGACCAGAGACUGCGGACAUAGUACAGGAGAUGACCAGAGACUGCGGACAUAGUACAGGAGAUGACCAGAGACUGCAGACAUAGUACAGGAGAUGACCAGAGACUGCGGACAUACUACAGGAGAUGACCAGAGACUGCGGACACAGCACAGGAGAUGACCAGAGACUGCAGACACAGUACAGGAGAUGACCAGAGACUGAGGACA
Staurois parvus is the source of this 351-nucleotide messenger RNA. The record is from the annotation of a GenBank genome assembly. NCBI's taxonomy places the organism in Eukaryota, Metazoa, Chordata, Amphibia, Anura, Ranidae.